Cavia porcellus (domestic guinea pig) is the source of this 1008-nucleotide messenger RNA. It is a transcript of the gene Apoa1, whose product is annotated as apolipoprotein A1. The transcript is spliced from 4 exons. Gene Ontology annotation, biological process: phosphatidylcholine metabolic process; lipid transport; regulation of intestinal cholesterol absorption. NCBI's taxonomy places the organism in Eukaryota, Metazoa, Chordata, Mammalia, Rodentia, Caviidae. Gene Ontology annotation, molecular function: lipid binding; high-density lipoprotein particle receptor binding. Gene Ontology annotation, cellular component: extracellular region. The coding region runs from base 132 to 932 and encodes 266 amino acids. The record is from RefSeq and is a predicted model, not a curated record.
GGCUCAUCAGGCUUAUCAGCCUGGCAGCCCAGCCCCUGCCUGGAGACAUAAAUAGGCCAGGGAAGGGCAGCAGGCUCAGACCAGCUCAGAGACUUGCCUAAGGGCUCCAGGGAGGUCAUCCACACUGCAGGAUGAAAGCGGUGCUGCUGGUCGUGGCUGCGCUCUUCCUGGCUGCCCCAGGGAGCCAGGCACGGCACUUCUGGCAGCAAGAUGACCCCAAGACCUCCUGGGAUGUCGUGAAAGAAUUUGCUAACAAGUAUGUGGAUGCAGUCAAAGAGAGUGGCAAAGGCUACGUGGAGCAGCUGGAUGCCUCCUCCUUGGGCCAACAGCUAAACCUGAGGCUUUCGGAUAACUGGGAUACCUUGAGCACCAUCCUCACGAAGCUGCAGGCAGAUUUUGGGCUGGCGACCCAGGAGUUCUGGGACACCUUGGAAAAAGAAACAGAGUGGCUGAAGCAGAUAGUGAGCGAGGACCUGCAGGACGUAAAGCACAAGGUGCAGCCCUACCUGGAGAACUUCCAGAAGAAGGUGCAGGAAGAGGUGGAGCGCUACCGCGAGAAAGUGAGGCCGCUGGGCAUCGAGCUGCGGGACGGUGCUCGCCAGAAGCUGCAGGAGCUGCAGGAGAAGCUGACCCCGCUGGGCGAGGACCUCCGUGACCGCACGCGCGAGCACGUAGAUGUGCUGCGCACGCAGCUGGCGCCCUUCAGCGAAGAAAUGCGCCAGCGCCUGGCCAAACGGCUGGAGGAGCUCAAGGACAGCGCCACCCUCGCCGACUACCACGCCAAGGCCAGUGAGCACCUGAAAAUGCUGGGCGAGAAGGCCAAGCCCGCGCUGGAGGACCUUCGCCAGGGCCUGCUACCCGUGCUGGAGAACUUGAAGGCCAGCAUCCUGAGCUCCAUCGACCAGGCCUCCAAGCAGCUGGCCGCCCAGUGAGGUGCCCGCCGCUGCUGCUGCCUCAUCCCCUCCCCAGCGUUCACUUCCUUAGAAUAAACGUUUCUGAAGUGGAAAA